AUUUGUGAAAAGCUCCUUGGCGCCAAACCCUUCUCACUUUCUGAAUCUUCCCGCCAACAAUAACAUCCAAAACUCAUCGCACCUCUCUCUUCACUGUGAAGCCCUACCCACUUGAUCCAUUGACAGAGAGAGAUGGCCGAUGAGCAGUCAGCUGCGGCGGGCAGGCGACGGAGCAGGGGAGCGGAGGCCACGGCUCGAGCAGAAGCCUUGGAACGUUUAAAAGCUCUACGCAGAGGUGGCCGUAGGUCUGAAAAUGGCGGCGGAUACGACGUCAAGGUGGAGACUCCGAUAUUCGACACUGUCUCUGAGGACGACUAUGACAAACUCGUGGCACGCCGUCGCGAGGAGGCGCAAGCCUUCAUUGUCGAUGACGAUGGUCUAGGGUAUGGCGACGAGGGCCAAGAGGAGGACUGGUCCCAGGCCGGCCUUCCUCCAUCAUCUGAUGAAUCGGAUGGCGGCGAGCCAAACACGAGAUCAAAAAGGAAAAAGACAGAAAAGAAAGAGAAAGAGACUCAACAAAAGAAGGUUAAUUCUUCAUUAUCAGCUGCGGCGGCAAUGAUGGGGAAACAAAGAAUAUCGGCGAUGUUCACAUCGACGGUGUUUAAAAAUAAGGAUUCUGGUAAGGUUAAGAGUUUGGAUUGUGAAAAUAUCGUUGAUGAUGUUAUAGCUGAGUUUGCACCUGACGACGCUGAUAGAGAGAGACGCAGAAGGGGCCAGUUGACUCUGAGGAAUUUUAGGCCAAUUAAGACUGAGGGUCAUGUUGUUAGUAACGUUGAUUUGGCGGUUACUACUGAAAUGAACGGGGUUAUCACAAAUAAUGAUGACAGUGUGCUUAAUCUAGGGACCAAUUCUAACGUUGAUGAGAGAAAAGGAUUAAUUAAGGAAGUCAAAGAGGAGAAAGUUGAACAACCGUUUGAUAUGGAAGCUGGUGUAGAAGUGACUGACGAGCAAGUGGAAAAUUCGACUGAAGUGAAAGCGGAGCCAGUGGUGAAGAAGGAGGAGGGUGGGCAUACACUUAAUGCAAAGAUUACAGUGGAGGAGAGAGAUCCUGCUUUAAGUGCAGUUGCUGACUGGCAGGCAGUGAGGAGCGUUGGAAAUGGAAGUGUUGGCAGUGGUACUGAGGAGGUUAAAAGUGGAUCAAGCUAUGAAGAGCAAUCGGACUUUGAGCUUGAGGCUGAUGGAUCGCUGCCCUUUUACAUAAUAGAUGUUCAUGAGGAGGUUUUUGGCGCCAACAUGGGUACCCUCUAUCUCUUCGGGAAGGUCAAAGCAGGAAAUUCUUAUCACAGUUGCUGUGUGGUUGUAAAGAACAUGCAGCGAUGCCUUUAUGCUAUUCCAAAUGGUUCCAUUUUUCAUACUGAAGAGAUGAUUAAGCUGGAGAAAGAAGCUGAAGAGUCACGUAUCUCUCCAUCUGAGUUCCGUAAAAAGCUGCAAGAUGUAGCAUAUGGCCUAAAAAAUGAAAUAGCAAGUCAAUUAUUAACUCUCAAUGUUUCUAGUUUUAGCAUGGCUCCAGUGAAGAGGAGAUAUGCUUUUGAGCGAUCAGACAUACCUACAGGAGAGAAUUAUGUGCUUAAGAUCAACUACCCAUUCAAGGAACCUCCACUUCCAGCAGAUCUAAAAGGAGAAACUUUCUGUGCUUUGCUUGGAACUCAUUGCAGUGCAUUGGAACUUUUUCUUGUCAAAAGGAAGGUAAAGGGACCUUUGUGGCUAUCAGUUUCAAAAUUCUCGGUUUGUCCAGCUUCUCAGAGGGUGAGCUGGUGCAAGUUUGAGAUUAUUGUUGACUCACCAAAAGACAUAAGGGUGUCAUCUUCCUCAAAGAGCACAAUAGAGAUUCCUCCAGUGGUUGUUACAGCAAUAAAUUUGAAAACAGUCAUAAAUGAGAAGCAAAAUAUCAAUGAAAUAGUCUCUGCAUCUCUUAUUUGUUGUCACAAGGCUAAGAUUGACAGUCCCAUGGUGGCCUCAGAAUGGAAGAAACAGGGUAUGCUGAGCCAUUUUACUGUUGUCCGCAAGCUUGAAGGGGGGAUAUUCCCAAUGGGGUUCUCCAAAGAGGUGACUGAAAGGAACACAAAGGCUGGGUCCAAUGUCUUAGGCAUUGAGAGCAGCGAAAGAGCUUUGUUGAAUCGUCUGAUGAUUGCAUUAAACAAAUUGGACAGUGAUGUUCUUGUUGGCCAUAACAUAUCUGGGUUUGACUUGGAUGUUCUACUCCACAGAGCCCAGGCUUGCCGUGUGCCAAGCAGCAUGUGGUCCAAAAUAGGUCGCCUCAAGCGUUCAGUGAUGCCUAAGCUUACAAAAGGAAAUGUUAUGUUUGGUUCUGGAGCAAGUGCAGGGAUUAUGUCAUGCAUUGCUGGUCGACUCUUGUGCGAUACAUAUUUGUCCUCACGUGACCUAUUAAAAGAGGUCAGUUACUCCUUGACACAACUAACGAAGAAUCGUCUGAACAAAGAUAGGAAGGAGAUUGCUCCACAUGAUAUUCCCAAAAUGUUUCAGACGUCAAAAUCCCUUAUUGAACUGAUUGAAUGUGGUGAGACGGAUGCCUGGUUAUCUAUGGAACUCAUGUUUCAUUUGAGUGUUCUUCCACUCACACGUCAGCUGACUAAUAUUAGUGGUAAUCUCUGGGGUAAAACUCUCCAAGGUGCUAGGGCACAGAGAGUAGAGUAUCUUUUAUUGCAUGCAUUUCAUGCAAAGAAGUAUGUGGUACCAGACAAGAAUUCCUUCCAUGUAAAGGAAACAAAAAUGACAAAACGUAGGAUAAAUCAUGGUGUUGAGGAAAGAAAUGCAGAAGAAUUGGAUGCUGAUCAUACCAAUUUUGAUAAUGACGGUCCUGAGAAUGAUCAUGCAAAAGGGAAAAAGGGUCCUGCCUAUGCAGGUGGUCUAGUUUUGGAGCCCAAAAAGGGUUUGUAUGACAAAUAUGUGUUGCUUCUGGACUUCAAUAGUCUUUACCCUUCUAUCAUUCAGGAGUACAAUAUAUGCUUCACAACAAUUGAAAAAUCUGCGGAUGGUUUAGUUCCCCGUCUACCCUCUAGCAAAACAACUGGAGUUCUACCUGAGUUGCUGAAAAAUCUAGUGGAGAGGAGGAGAAUGGUCAAAUCAUGGAUGAAGAAUGUCACUGGUCUCAAGGUCCAGCAGCUUGAUAUUCAGCAACAAGCACUAAAGCUCACUGCAAAUAGCAUGUAUGGAUGCCUUGGAUUUUCCAAUUCAAGAUUUUAUGCAAAGCCUAUUGCGGAGCUUAUAACUCUACAAGGUAGGGAGAUUCUACAGAGCACUGUGGAUCUUGUUCAAAAUAAUUUGAACUUAGAGGUCAUAUAUGGCGAUACAGAUUCAAUCAUGAUAUAUAGUGGACUGGAUGAUAUCACAAAAGCAAAAGCUGUUGCAGGAAAAGUCAUCCAGGAGGUUAACAAGAAGUAUAGAUGUUUAGAAAUUGAUCUUGAUGGAUUGUACAAGAGAAUGCUGCUUCUCAAGAAGAAAAAAUAUGCAGCUGUCAAAUUGCAGUUCAAGGAUGGGACACCAUAUGAGGUUAUUGAACGAAAAGGUCUCGACAUGGUUCGUCGGGACUGGAGCUUGCUAUCAAAGGAAUUGGGAGAUUUCUGCCUUGCUCAAAUCUUGUCUGGGGGGUCAUGUGAAGAUGUAGUUGAAUCAAUACAUAACUCUCUUAUGAAGGUUCAGGAGGAUAUGAGGAAUGGACAAGUAGCACUGGAGAAAUAUGUCAUCACGAAGACACUCACUAAACCACCUGAAGCCUAUCCUGAUGCCAAGAAUCAGCCACAUGUUCUGGUGGCACUGAGAUUGAAGCAAAGUGGCUACACCACUGGUUGCUCUGCUGGUGACACAGUCCCAUAUAUCAUUUGCUGUGAGCAGGGUGCUUCAGGAAAUUUGACAGGAAUUGCUCAACGUGCUAGGCAUCCUGAUGAAUUGAAAUCGGAUGACGGGAAAUGGAUGAUUGACAUAGAUUACUACUUGUCACAACAAAUUCAUCCUGUGGUUUCCCGUUUAUGUGCUUCAAUUCAGGGUACAAGCCCAGAGCGUUUGGCUGAUUGUUUGGGCCUCGACUCAUCCAAGUUCAAAAGUAGAUCAGGUGAAGCCAUCAGCAAUGAUCCUUCGAGCUCACUUUUGUUUGCCGUUAAUGAUGAGGAGAGAUAUGGAAGUUGUGAGCCAUUUAUCUUGUCAUGUCCCAGCUGCUCUAGUACUUUUGAAUGUCCUUCUGUCAUCAGCUCCAUUUGCAAGUCAACCAGUGAAAAUGCAAUAAGACAGCAAGAAGAGGAAUCUAUAUUCAAUUUCUGGCAUAGACUGCGUUGUCCUAAAUGUCCAGAAGAAGGUGAUAUGGGCAGAAUAUAUCCUGCAAUGAUAGCAAACCAGGUGAAAAGGCAAGCGGAGGGGUUUGUUUCUGCGUACUACAAGGGCUUAAUGAUGUGUGAUGAUGAAACUUGCAAACAUAUGACACGCAGCCUUAACUUGCGGCUGGUUGGUGAUGCAGAAAGAGGAACUGUUUGUCCAAACUAUCCUCGCUGUAAUGGCCGUCUAGUAAGAAAGUACACAGAAGCAGAUCUAUACAAGCAGCUUUCAUAUUUCUGCCAUCUACUGGACACCGUACGUGGCAUGGAGCAGAUGGAUGGCAGCACAAGAAUACCAGUGGAGAAAGAGUUGACCAAAAUUCGGCCAAUGGUUGAGUUGGCGGUAUCAACAGUGCAGAAGUUAAGGGAUCGGUGCGCCUACGGGUGGAUAAAGCUAAACGACCUAACUGUCACAGUUUGAGCUGCCAACUCGUGUAAAUAUCACAUGCAUUGCAUACAGCUAAAUAAUAAAGCUCAUUUUAUCAUGUUGUGUACAAAUUUUUACUGCAAUCUUGCAUCCUUGAUAAUUUGAUUUCAGAGCUUAUUAGGUGGGUUCCUGUUACGAUUUGCAGUUAAUUUAAGAAGGGGUCAUCAGAUCUUCAUAGUGAUAUAUCAAAUGUUUAAUUUGUCAUAAUUUUCAAUUUUAGGUGUGGCAACUGGACUAAAUGAUCUCAAGCAUUAGCAUCAUUUUUUCAAAUGAAAACGAAGGGAACAAAAAAUUCAGUUUCC
Molecule: messenger RNA, 5054 nt
Organism: Manihot esculenta (cassava)
Lineage: Eukaryota; Viridiplantae; Streptophyta; Magnoliopsida; Malpighiales; Euphorbiaceae
Product: DNA polymerase alpha catalytic subunit
Exons: 30
Coding region: 133-4746 (1537 amino acids)
Biological process (GO): lagging strand elongation; mitotic DNA replication initiation; leading strand elongation
Cellular component (GO): alpha DNA polymerase:primase complex
Molecular function (GO): single-stranded DNA binding; chromatin binding; DNA-directed DNA polymerase activity
Source: RefSeq, a predicted model, not a curated record